Molecule: messenger RNA, 6610 nt
Organism: Varanus komodoensis (Komodo dragon)
Lineage: Eukaryota; Metazoa; Chordata; Lepidosauria; Squamata; Varanidae
Gene: ERMP1
Product: endoplasmic reticulum metallopeptidase 1
Exons: 15
Coding region: 76-2760 (894 amino acids)
Biological process (GO): proteolysis
Molecular function (GO): metalloexopeptidase activity
Source: RefSeq, a predicted model, not a curated record
GGAGCUGCCGUACGAAGCGCCUUGCUGCUGCUGGAGCUGCACCGGUAUUGGGACAAGGGCAAGCUCGGGGUUUCUAUGGAGCGGAGUUCAGCCGCGGUGGGUGCCGUCAGGCGCCUGCGUACUCAGGCGUCGCAGCACCAGCAGCAGCGCUACCAGCAGCAUCACCAACAACAACGGCGGCGCCCGGAGAAAGAAGAAGAUGGACGGGACUGGAGGAAGCCAGGAGGCGGAGGCGCGAGGAUGCUGCUACUGUCGGAGACGCGCGCCGCGCUCGUGCUGCUGCUGUACUUGCUCGGGCUCCGCGGGCUCGUGCAGGUGUCCUUGCAGCAGCUGGUGCGGCCGGCGCGCGACCCUGGGGAAUUCGAUGCCUCUCGCGCCAGGAUAUAUCUGGAAAAUAUUACUGCAAUUGGUUCAAGAGUUGUUGGAAGUCCAGAAAAUGAAAUCUUCACAGUAAACUACCUCUUGGAACAAGUUAAAGCUAUUGAAAUUGAAAGCAGUCAUAUCCACACAAUCUCUGUAGAUAUACAGAGGCCAACAGGCACCUUCAGUAUUGACUUUCUUGGAGGAUUCACUAGUUACUACGACAACAUUACUAAUGUUGUGGUUAAACUAGAACCCAGAAAUGGAGCUGAGCAUGCUGUGCUGUCCAACUGUCACUUUGAUUCCGUACCAAAUACUGUAGGUGCCAGUGAUGAUGCUGUCAGCUGUUCUGUGAUGCUUGAGAUACUUCAUGCUCUUUCAAAGUCACCUGAACCAUUACAGCAUGCUGUUAUAUUCCUGUUUAAUGGUGCAGAGGAAAGCAUCUUACAGGCUAGUCAUGGAUUCAUUACACAACAUCCAUGGGCUAAAUCAGUCAGAGCAUUUAUUAAUCUGGAGGCUGCUGGAGUGGGAGGGAAAGAGCUUGUGUUUCAAACGGGUCCUGAAAAUCCCUGGCUAGUGCAAGCAUAUAUUUCUGCUGCUAAACACCCAUUUGGUUGUGUUGUAGCCCAGGAAGUGUUUCAGAGUGGUAUAAUUCCUGCAGAAACAGAUUUCCGUAUUUACAGAGACUUUGGCAAGAUUCCAGGAAUAGACUUGGCUUUCAUUGAAAAUGGUUACAUCUAUCAUACAAAAUAUGACACAGCAGACCGAAUUCUGACAGAUUCAAUUCAGAGGGCAGGUGACAAUAUUUUAGGUGUCAUAAAAUACUUAGCAAAAUCAGAUAAGCUGGCCAGAUCUCAUGAAUAUCGACAUGGAAAUAUGGUCUUCUUUGAUGUCUUUGGCAUGUUCAUUCUGGCUUAUCCAGCUCGUGUGGGCACCAUUAUGAAUUAUAUUAUCUCAGCACUUACCAUUCUUUAUCUUGGGAAAAAAGUAUUACAGCCACGCAAAAGAGCCAUUAAUUAUCUGAAGGAACUUGCUAUUGCCUUUGGUUUCACAAUCCUUAGUUGGCUUGCCACCUUGAUUGGCGUCCUUAUUGUAGCAGUGUUUAUUUCUCUCAUUGGACACACUCUUUCUUGGUACACCCACUUCUAUGUCUCUGUUUUUCUGUAUGGAACUGCAACUUGGGCUAAACUCAUUCUUGUGCAUACAUUAGCCAAGACAUUUUAUUAUAAAAAUACAAAUGAGCAGUUUCUUGGAGAGAUCUUCUUUGAUGUUCCAGUGGCUUUCUGGUCAAUUACAUUGGUUUUACUUACUUCCCUAGGGGUUUCUUCGGCAUUUAUCUGUGCAAUAUGGGUAGCAUUUCCGUUGCUCACAAAAUUAAUGAUCUAUAAGGAAUUGAAAGAGAAAGGUGCCACAAUGAAAUUUGUUAUGAUUUACCUCCUGGGAAUGUUUAUUCCACAGCUCUAUUUAUUAUACCUCAACUGGCUUAUAUUUGAAAUGUUUAUACCUAUCAUGGGACGCAGUGGUUCAGAAAUUCCACCUGAUUUAAUAGUGGCUGCUUUUACUGUUGUAACAUCUAUACUUAUGUCUUCCUACUUGCUUAUGUUCAUAUAUUUUGUCAGAAGCACAAAGAAGACAAUAAUAACUUUAACAACAGUGUUUGCAGUCACAUUCAUUCUUGUUUGCAGUGGAAUAUUCUUCCCUUAUAGUUCAGAUUCAGCAAACCCAAGACCUAAACGGAUCUUUCUUCAGCACAUGAACAGAAGAUUUCAUGGCCUGGAUGGUCACUUGGAAAAAAGUGAUUCAGGAAUAUGGAUUAAUGGGCUAGACUAUGGUGGAAUGUCUCAUGUUACUCCUCACAUACCUGAACUCAAUGAUUCCAUUAGAACAAAGUGCGAGGAAGAAUCGCCUCUCUGUGGCUUUCCUUGGAUCCUUCCUGUGGAUUAUUUAUUCAGAAAGAACUGGUAUCUUCCUGCUCCCGGAGUUACUCCUAAAAAACCUGUCCACUUUCAGCUUCUCUCCAAAGAGCAAACACCCUGGGAUUCAACAAAUUUAACCUUUGAAAUAACAGGUCCAAGUCAUAUGUCACUGUACCUUCGGCCACAUCAAGGAUCAACGCUGUUCAGAUGGUCUGUUGGUGAUGGGACACCUGUUGCUAAUUCUGUAGAUGGGGAUUACUUUGUUUUUUAUUCACAUGGGCUACAGGCUGUGCCAUGGCACUUAUGGAUAGAGCUGAAGGCUUUGGAUGAGCCUGCUAAAGGGAUGGUCACCCUUGCUAUAGUCACCCAUUAUUUCUUUGGGGAAGAUCAGACAUCACCUCAGUUGCAUGCCUUAAUCAACAGAUUUCCCAACUGGACCUUUCCUUCAGCGUGGGUUUCCACCUAUGACCAGUUUAUCUUUUAACCUAGAAGUAACACAGAAGCUCAUUGUCGUCCCUACAUUGUUGGCUGCACCUUUUGUUCAUAGGGAGUUUGGGCAAAUUGGCAGAGAUAGUAUUACACUUACUGCCACAAGUCUGUUUCUAUGGCAGCCUAACUGACAUAAAAAGAUUAUGCUCCUGUACAUCCUGGCCAGGGAGGAGUGGGGGAUGGCCUCUGUUUUUAAUGCAAAAUAUCACCUGUUUCUCCACUUGAAUGGCCAGUUCACCUAUUGCUUCUUCCCAUGAAAACUGUCUUUAAGGAAGCAGCUUUAAAGUAUCCCUCCUGGGCAUUUUGCAAUAAAGGGGCUUUGUUGCAGGGAUUCUGAACACAAGUAAUAUACUCCAGAGGCUUUAAAUAACACAAGAGUGGCCCUUAUUAAACAUUUUAAUUUGAUGUGCUGCAAUCAACUAAAACAAGGCUUUGGCUCUGAGACUUUAAGACUGUGUAUCAUGGAAGAUACCAAUGUGUUAGAAGCAUUAAAGGUGAUCAUAACUCUGCCAUAGUGAUACCCAUUUUGGAUACAACUUGUAGUCAAACCUUUUUAUGUUGUAAUGCCAAGGAAUUUGUUGAUUGAUCUCUUGAUGCCUAAUUUUGCCUGUCCUGGUCUUACAUUGUCCUUUCCAAACUCUGCAUAUCUUCCUUCUGGAUCCAAUGCUCCACUACAGUAUCCACCUUCAUAGAACCUGCCUUCUGCUCAGUUUCUGUGAGGAUCAAGCAACAUGAAGGUUCUGUUCAGUGCAGACACAGAUCUCGUGUGCCCCGAAGCACAAAGCCACCACCCUGGCCUUCUUUCUGAAUAGCUUAUGUGUGUGCGUUCUGAUUGUUGUACACUGCUUGGUAGUUGCUGAACUACUGAUUAUUAUUUAACGGCCUCUGUGCUUUUUCAUAGUUCAAUGGAAAUCGUGAGUCUUUCUUGGUUUAUGAAAAACUCAUAGGAAAUCAAGCAUUAGUACUUUGAUUCCUUUCUGAACACAUAGAAUAUACUUUUAUCAAAGAUACCGGAGCGAACCUGAGACUUGAAGAGUAGAAUAAGCUUCUGAUAAGUGAAUUUCCGUUAUUUCCUCUUUCACUGAUUUUCAAAGGAUCCAGCGUGUGGUCCUGGAAGGGCAUCCCAUGGCCAUAGGAUAGAGCACAUCUCUAUCUCUGCAGGUGAUCCGUCCUUGGCAAGGUGUUCCACCCGUUCCAGUGUGGAAAUCCCUGCAGCCCUUGCCUCUUUAGCCUUUGAGAGGAUAGAAAGGGGGAAGUGCUGUGGAAGGCUUGGAUCCACAAGAUCCAACUCCCCACCCCUGUUCCCCGGAAACUAUGCAGCCAAAUUUUGCCAACUGUCCCUGCAGCUGGAAUAGUUGAUUUCCCUCUCAGUGGAACUAUUGGCUCCAAUGGGAGGAGGGUAAAUGAGAAAGAAAGUCCAGUGAGGAGACUAAAGAAAGACAGCUGUAGAUUCUUUCUGCCCCUCUUGGUAGGAUUGCUGUUAAUGGCCUAAAUGUUCAAAGCCACAAGGUUUCAGUGCCUGUGGAAAAUGUGUUUCAAAUGGUGAGUAUGUAGUCAAGAACCCUUUUCAUUAGUUCUAAAGCAUUAAGGAGGCAGCAAGCAAUUUUCAGUAAUUUGAGUCUUUGCCAGUGAAAGGAGCAAAAUGUGAAGGUAUCUAAAAAGCACACAGAAAACUUGGUUAAAAUCAAGUACUUGCUGUCUGCAUUCAGUAAUAGUAACAAACAGGGAAAGAAGAGUCAGCUCUUGUGAAUCAGGGGGUAGUGCCUGAGAUGACAGCCACCCUAGCCUUGCGCCUUUGAGUUCAUUUUUUUUCUACUUUGGUUUUACCUCUAAGGAGGGAAUGUCCUUUUGUUUGCCAUAGUGUGACAGGGGCUGGAGUGUUGCUGUACUUUAUAAAGUGUAAAACCAGCAACUGGCAGCUUAAUUUGCAGAAGUUCUUAAAGAUGCUGUCACUGUAGAGAAGGUACAUUACUGUGAUCAUCUAUAUAGGGAGGAAGCAGGGCUGGGCGGGCCCUUCAUUGCCUUUCAUUAAGCUGUAGGGGACAGUAUAUAUUGAUGUUGUUGUCCUUGUGCUCACUGAGCCUGAGGCCUGUGGUGUUGCUGCCAAGAAGCCAAAGUGCACAUGGCCCCUACCAUCUGGGUGUAGAGGUGUUCACAGAGAAGAAGAUAAAGCUAUGCAAGAGGUAGCAAGAAAGCUUAUGUUUAGCUUACAGUUCUUUACAUGUUUCUUCAGAAGCAAGUUCCAUUCGUAACAAUGGCUUCCAAAUAAAGGUGAUGUGGGUAUUAUUUCUCAAUUUUACCAUGCUGGUAAAUUUUGAAAAUGAAGAGUCAGUUCUUCACUUUAAAUAAAUUAACAAUGCUAGAGUGCAUCUGUGUUGACUUGUUCUACCUUAGGAACAUCUUGAGAAAUGUAUAAAUGCAAUUCAUUCAAACAUGCUAAAUGUACAUGUGCCUCCCGUAGAGGUUGCUGUGCAUUUAGCUCCCUAGCUUCUCUGUAACAUCUUGUAGAAUUGCCUUGUAUUAUGACUUCAUGGUCUGUAUUUUACUGCCACUGCAUUGGCUGCCAACAAGAAGAAAAUGCAAGCCAGUCAUGACACUGGGAAUUCCUUAUACAAGGAAUUCUACCAGCCAUUAUAGAUGGAGGACCCAAAUGGACGGCUGCAGUGUGGCAUCUGGGGUCAGUGCAGUAUGUCAUUUGGCCUUAACAGCAUUGCUCUAUGCACUGAACCCAGGCAUUUCAAACAAAGUUGACCUAAUGUAACCUAUAUCAAGAAAUGCAUAAAUGCUUAGCCCCGAAGCAAGUCCUUUUGCACGGACUGUUUUCCCUUCAAUUUAGUCAUUUUCCUUAGUGAAAGAAGUAUGGGCUUACAAGUAUUUGCAUCUUAAUACUUUUCUCUUACAAUGUGCAUUUUAGACAAAUCACUCUGAACUGUUUUAUGCACCUUGGUUUUCCAAGAAAAACAGAUCGGAGGAAUUCUAAAUGGCUCCAAAAAAUCCAUAAAGCCUUUCCUAAUUGUUUUACAUUGUGCCUCCAAACUUGUAUGUUUUGAAACUGGCUCUGCAUGAUGUAUAUAGACAGCAGUGAAUAAUAUCAAAAUGGCUCAGAGCAUGCUAGGAAUAUCAGGACAGGAAAUAAUUUUAGUUCUUGAAAUUUAAAAAGGCUAACUCAGGCUCUAUCCUUUAUUAAGGAGUACAACAAAAUAGUAGGUUGCUUUUUGGUUGCUGCAAGAAAGGAGGUGAACUCUUGCCUUUAAAACAAAAGUUCUUAAUUGUUCAGCACUUGAAUGACAAUUUUCUCUGGUCUGAAGUCUAGCAUUACAUUGAAAGCCAUUGUAUGGAGCUUUUUAGUGCAAAGUUCUGAAUGACAAACUGAGUUUUUUGAUCAGAAAUUCUGAGUUAACAGCAUAAAACUAUUUGCUUUGGUGUUGCUUAACUGUGGGUUCUGGUUUUUACAACUGGCAGAUGGUUUUAAGAUGGUAGUCCUUAAGACUGUAUUUGGAAGCACCUGUAUGUUAAUGUUUCUUCAAAUUAACAAACAUAGGUAACAUGUCCAGGAGACCAGACUCGGCCUAGCUACUUAACCUUUUCUUAGCAAUGCUAGCCUUCUGUGUGCAGAAACAUUUUUUGAGGAGUAGGACAACAUUCCAUCUUUGAGCCCUCAUCUUCUGUCGUAAAUUAGAUAUUAAGAGAUGCAGGCUUGUUAAUUCAGCUUGAGUUUAAGACCUAGCCCACAGUACACAGGAGUAUGAUGGAAAAACUAUGGAAAAAAUACACAGGAAGUCAAAAUGAAAAGAGGAUUGAAUGUAAAAGAUAACUGAUACAAAAUAAAAUGAUUUUAUGAAUGA